AUGCUGCAGCCCGAACAAAGACGGGAUGCCUCCACCGGGCCGAAGACAACAACAGAAGACCACAGCAGCGGCAUAAACCAGAAGCCGCCUCCUCAAUCCCGCGUCGUGCCAGGCUACAGCGACGAGCAAUCGCAGGCCGGAGAACAAGCCUCGACGUGGCGGGGCAUCACGAGCAAAGUCGCUAACGCAUCAAAGUCAGUCUCGUCGGUGGGAGACAAGAUCGCCGACUACGUGAUACCGGACUGGGUCAAGAUUCUGCCAGGUUUUAUGGCCAAGCUUCAAAAUGAGCUGUCAAUGGCACCAGGAUCGCUGGCGGAAGAAAUUUGGUUCGAGGCCAAUGACCCGGAGGUCAAUCCCGAGAUCAUCUGGGAUGCGUCUGUCCGCGUAUCCAGCGAGCUCUGUGACGAGGAGAAGGAGUUCCUAUGGAAGAGACAGCUGUUCACAAGGAGAGCUCUAGCAAAAUAUCUCGACCUUCCGGAGGACAAAAUCCAUUCAGACGAUGUUCCCGUCAUUGCAAUGUGCGGCUCGGGAGGGGGACUGCGAGCCCUUGUCGCUGGCACGUCGUCGUAUCUCUCAGCACACGAAGCUGGGCUUUUCGACUGUGUAACAUAUACCGCCGGUGUUAGUGGCAGCUGCUGGCUUCAAACGCUCUACUAUUCGUCCAUGACCGGCCGGAGCCAUGCCCGCCUCAUUAGGCACUUAAAGAACAGACUGGGAGUCCACAUUGCAUUCCCUCCGGAUGCACUCGAUCUUCUCGCUAGUGCGCCCACUAACAAAUAUCUGUUAAGUGGAUUUGUGGAGAAGGCCAAGGGGACUCCCGACGCGGAUUUCGGUAUCGUCGACAUCUAUGGCCUGCUUCUUGCAGCUCGACUACUUGUCCCCAAAGGCGAGCUCUCCGUCGACGAGUAUGACUUCAAGGUCUCCAACCAGCGACGAUAUACGGACGAUGGGUCCCACCCUCUUCCAAUCUAUACUGCGGUCCGCCAUGAGAUUCCCCUCUCGGAGCAGUUAGAUAUGAAGGAUCCCGCCGCCGCAGAAGCAAAGGCAAGAAAAGAAUCGUGGUUCCAGUGGUUCGAGUUCACACCCUACGAGUUCUGGUGCGAAGAGCUCGAAGCCGGCAUCCCAACCUGGGCCAUCGGGCGCAAAUUUGAGAACGGCAGAACCGUAUGGCGAGACAACGGGCUCGCCCUCCCCGAAGUUCGCGUCCCCCUCCUCAUGGGCAUAUGGGGCAGCGCCUUCUGCGCCACUCUCUCACACUACUAUAGAGAAAUCCGUCCCGCAGUCAAAGGCCUUACAGGAUUCGGCGGCCUCGACGAAAUGAUCUCCGAACGGAACGAUGACCUCAUAAAACUCCAUCCUAUUGAUCCCGCCGCCAUCCCCAACUUCGCCCUCGGCAUGCGACCAUUCCUAGCCCCAACCUGUCCAGAAAGUAUCCUAAAGGCCCAGAAUCUGCAAUUGAUGGACGCAGGUAUGAGCAACAACCUCCCUAUCUACCCGCUCCUCCGCCCGGGCCGUAACGUUGAUAUACUCAUCGCAUUCGACGCAAGCGCCGAUGUCAAAACAGACAACUGGCUCAAAAUUGCGGACGGCUAUGCGCGACAACGCGGUAUCAAAGGAUGGCCCGUUGGCGCGGGUUGGCCUCCCGCUAAUGAAACUCUGGAGGAGAUCCAGCACGAUCUCGACAAUGCUCAAGCGGACACGGAAGUACAAGCGCAGAAGAAAAUGCAGGAAGCGAAAGACAAAGACGCCGCUAGGAAAGAACAACUGGAUGGUAAAAGUAAGGAUUUGGGAUACUGCAAUAUCUGGGUCGGUAGCACUGAAGAACGCACAAGCGAAGAUGAACCCCCUGAAUCUAAAAUCGUGGAGGAGGACUGGGAGCUCAUGAAGCCGGACGCUGGUAUCACGGUCAUAUAUUUCCCGUUCCUAGCUAACCCAAAAGUUGAUGGCGUUGACCCAAAGACGUCUGACUUCAUGUCGACGUGGAAUUUCGUUUAUACGCCCGAGCAAAUCGACGCGGUUGUUGAGCUUGCGAGAACGAAUUUCUCAGAGGGUAAGGAGAGAACGAAGAGGACGGUAAGAGCGGUGUAUGAGCGGAAGAAGAGGAUCAGGGAGGAGGGUGAACGGGAAGAGAAGGAGAGGAAAAAACGGUGGAAAUUGAGAAUGGGGAGGCAGCUGGGAAGGAGGAUUGGGGAGAGUGAUCAUGGAGAUCAUUUUAGUUGA
Molecule: messenger RNA, 2220 nt
Organism: Lindgomyces ingoldianus
Lineage: Eukaryota; Fungi; Ascomycota; Dothideomycetes; Pleosporales; Lindgomycetaceae
Product: cytosolic phospholipase A2 zeta
Exons: 2
Coding region: 1-2220 (739 amino acids)
Biological process (GO): glycerophospholipid catabolic process
Cellular component (GO): cytosol
Molecular function (GO): A2-type glycerophospholipase activity
Source: RefSeq, a predicted model, not a curated record